Molecule: messenger RNA, 1075 nt
Organism: Ficedula albicollis (Collared flycatcher)
Lineage: Eukaryota; Metazoa; Chordata; Aves; Passeriformes; Muscicapidae
Gene: BRICD5
Product: BRICHOS domain containing 5
Exons: 6
Coding region: 1-747 (248 amino acids)
Biological process (GO): regulation of cell population proliferation
Source: RefSeq, a predicted model, not a curated record
AUGAUUCUGUUUACAUCUCAGUCUGAAAUGCACUUUGGAACAAAGGGGGCGUUACGAAGAGCCAAUUUUAACUCCUGUUCCUCCUUCUUUUGCCCUGGCUCCCAGGACAGGAGGGCCACAGCACACUUCCCAGCUCCCUCCAGGACCUUCUGGAUCAUCUUGUCCGUUGUCUUGUUGUUUUUUGCUGUUGUUGGCGUCAUUGUUGUGGGGGCUCUCAGCUUCUCCCCCAGCUCUGCUCAGGCUGGCUCCCAGCUUGUCAGAGUGACACUCCAGGGCCAGCAGGACCUGCUGAGGAACCAGACAGCCGUGGUGGACAAGGCCAGGAGCACCAUCACCUACUACAUCACCUCACAGAGCAACCUGAGCGCCGUGGUGCUGUACGACAGCAGGAACGGCUACGUGUGCUACAAGCCGCUGGAGCAGCGAGCCUGCUACCUGAGGAGGAUGGAGCCCUGGGACCUGCAGACCCUGCAGAUGCCUCUCAACUCCUCUGAGCACAGCGCUGAGCAGCUGCUGCAGCACAACCAGACCAAGUUCUACCGGGAGUUCCUGGGCAUUGUGGCAGGGGAGCAGGUGGAGCCCAGGGGCCUGGGGGAGGCUGUGCAGACCCUGUGUGAGCACACAUCCAUCUUCUGGGUGCGGAGAGGGCAGGGCCCGGGGAGGCAGCGCCUCAUCUACCUGUGCAUUGACAUCUGCUUCCCCAGCAACAUCUGUGUGUCCAUCUGCUUCUAUUACCUGCCUGAGUAAGUGCUGCAGCCACGGCCGCCCUCUCUGCCCUCACACUUGAACUGGAUUCCUGAAAAGCCUCUGACUUCCACGAGGAAGGGAACACCUACAACAUCCCCAGAGCUUCCUGCUGAUUCCGUGCUGCAGGUCAGGAGAGUUUAGAGAAACGGGAUGAGGAGAGUUUAGAGAAACAGGAGGGCUCUGCUCAGCACUGACACUGCAGCUCUGCUCCAGGGCUGCACCUUGUCUGUAGGAAUUAGGAGACCCAGGCCUAGAGGAAUCCCAAGAAACAGCUGGAGUUUUGGGGCUCCCAGGCUCUGCUCAAUACAAGGUGGAUGCUGUUACAUCU